Exserohilum turcica Et28A is the source of this 1578-nucleotide messenger RNA. RefSeq lists its product as uncharacterized. Bases 1 to 1578 code for a protein of 525 amino acids. The record is from RefSeq and is a predicted model, not a curated record. NCBI's taxonomy places the organism in Eukaryota, Fungi, Ascomycota, Dothideomycetes, Pleosporales, Pleosporaceae. The transcript has a single exon.
AUGGUCACCACUCGGCGAAGCACCGCAAACGCAAACGCAAACCGUCCGGCUAUUAGCAUCGAGAAGACCAGACUCACUCAACUGAGCAGCGAUACCAUCGAAGUUCAGAAGCCUUCUAGAAAGAGGGUCAAGAUCAUCCGAGUGGGUACAAAAGUGCCCGGUACUCGGCCAAAAUCAGCGCUCUCGGAUAACCCUAGUGAACGUGAUGCAAGUCUCACUUCACCCAUCACCGACGAGGUCUCGAAGGUUCGCUCGACGGAAGCACCCGAAACAGAAAAUAUCUCACCCGAUCGCUCUAAUCCAACUAACCUUACCACUGUGAGAACUCUGGCUUCGAAGCCGUCCGUCAGUAUGAGUGGUAGCUCCCAUGACCCGAUCGUCGUCAACGAGAACUCGUCACCCCCUCGUCCAACAGUCCGAGCCUCGAAACGAAAGCGCCGCGAUAGACAGUUGCCAGAACCUCACAGGUUUAUUGAUAACGGGUAUAGGAACCUGUACAACUAUGGCGUUCUGAGGCCAGGCUUACCAGGGUUGCCUGCCAAUGGAAGCAUGCCCCACAACCACCAGAGUCAUGACACCUACCGAACGAUGAAUAUGAGGACGAGCUCCGCCCCUCAAUUCAGUCAUAACACCGCUUGGGGAUACAAUGCACCGACUGUUCCUUUCCAAAUACAAUAUCCUGUUCCAGUGCAGACGUUCGCGCAGCAGUAUAGCCAGCCAAGCUUUCCCACAGUCUAUGCUCCGUAUCAGCAGAUUCCAAUUCCGCCAACGCUGUAUCCUGUGGCUCCUUCUCCGCACGAGGAACUUCUCCGUAAGAAGGUUGUCGAAUAUACUCGGUCAUUACCAAGAACAUCUCCGCACCAGCAGAGACGCACCAACACCAACCCCGAUGAUACUACGACCGGUGGAAGUGAACAAUUCACUACGCAUAUUGAGCCUGCUACGCGUGGUCUGAUUCAGAUAAGAGGCGACAGACUAUCAUCAACCCCUCAAAGCAACUCCUUGAGAAGUGAGCCAGUAACACCCCAACCCCAGCCGACACUGAACAUCCCCCGCUUGAUCGAGUGCACGUCGCUCAUGACAUCUCUGCUUCAAAUCUACCCACACUCAACCAAUCAAGAAGGCUUACAAAAGGAUAUCCAAGCGAUGCUAGCAUUCCUCAAUCAGCACAUGGCUGCAUGGUCAGAUUCCAAAUCUCAGGACACAAGUGCGCGCAAGAAGAGAGAUACCACCAACGCUACUAGUCCAGACACCCAGCCAACUCCAACGCCGACGCUACCGCCCACAGCUUUGAAUGAGCACGACAAACGACUGAGACAAGUCUUUUCAGCCAAAGCCGAUAUGUGGCAAGAUGGCACUGGACACGGUGUCGCUGACGUCUAUGGCGUCGCUGCACCCACCUCUCCCUCCGUCGCAAGUUUUCCUCCGACACGCGAUAAUCCGGACAAGACACUCUCGAAUCCAGUUCAGCAACGUGGCUCGGAAGACAAAAAUCUAACUACCCAUGCUGUGCACAACGCCGACGUCGACGAAGAAGAAGAAGAAGAAGCAGAAGCGAGCCUGAACAAUGCGAAGUAG